CGCUGCGUUAACGCAGAAGGAGAGGGGAGGACUCGGGGCGCCGGGAGAUCUCCGGUUUCCCCCCAAACAAUAGUCGGUAGGACGCGAUGGUCGCCUCUUUAUUACACCGCAGGGAAGUUUAGGACCCUCAUCGUCCCUAUUGUUGUCCUCACCGUGGCCACGUAGCUCCGCGCAGCGAUCGGAACGUGGGAGGGGGAGUGAUGUGUUUCUAAAUGCUCCUGGAGGAGAAAACGGCUUCAGAGAGAGAUGCGCAUGGAGAGAAUGGUCGCGUCUUGUUUGAUAGCAGCUAUGUAGGCCGACGUUUUUUUUCCAUAAUUUUCUCCAUGGUGACUGCUGGGAAUCUGAGUGCGUCCUUUCAUUUUAGCGCGAGGGCGUCCCGUUUGGAGAAGGAAAAGGCGGAAGGAAGGUAACGAGCAUUUGGAUCAUUUUGGCAUCAGGACGCGGCCAGUAGGGCCUGGGAGUCUCCCAUUGUCCUGCCCUGUACUACAACACCCUCCUGUUUCGGUUUGGAGGUCGCCCAACUCUUUUCUAGUCGCCCUAAAUGCUCCGGGCUCCUCGCAAUCAGGCCCGCUCAGCUGUCCCCUGCUGUGACUCUCCCACCCCUCUUCUCCUCCUCGCUGUAGCCUCCCCCGCUCUCCCUCCUCCCUUCUCCUGCUCCCUCCUCAUCGGCCUCCAAGAUAGAUACCCUCAGGAGUAAGGUUGACCUGCUCAAGCUGCCCCUGGCUCUCACCACCAAGUCCAUCUCUGAGCGCAAGAGCCAGCUGGGAGGAGUGGGCGAGCAGCGCCGCCCGGGAGGAGGAGGCGGAGCUCGUAAAGCCCGUUCACCGCCCACCCGAGACAUGGACAACGAGUCGCAGUACUCGGGCUACUCUUACAAGUCCUCACACUCCCGAAGCUCCAGAAAGCAUAGGGAUCGGAGGGAUCGUCACCGCUCUAAGAGCCGAGACGGCAGUCGUGGAGACAAAUCGGUUACCAUCCAGACUCCUGGAGAGCCGCUGCUGGAUGCAGAGUCGACCCGCGGAGAUGACCGGGAUGAUAACUGGGGUGAGACCACCACAGUCGUCACCGGCACCUCAGAACACAGUAUCUCUAACGAGGACCUCACCCGCGUCACCAAAGAGUUGGAGGAGUCGACUCCGCUGGAGUGCAAGCGCUUCAUUGGCCCGGCUCUGGGAUGCUGCCUGAGCUUCUUCGCCCUGGUCACGCCAUUGGCCUUCCUCAUCCUCCCGCAGGUGCUGUGGCGGGACGCCCUGGAGCCCUGCGGGACGCCAUGCGAGGGCCUGUACGUCUCCUUGGCCUUCAAGCUGCUGGUCCUGCUUAUCUCGUCCUGGGCGCUGUUUCUCCGGCAGCCCCGCGCCACGCUGCCACGCUUCUUUGUCUUCCGCUGCCUGCUGAUGGUGCUGGUGUUCCUGUUUGUAGCGUCCUACUGGCUGUUCUACGGCGUGCGGGUGCUGGAGCCCCGGGAGCGGGACUACAGGGGAAUCGUAGAGUACGCUGCCUCGCUGGUAGACGCCCUGCUCUUUAUACAGUACUUGGCUCUGGUCCUGCUUGAGGUCCGACACCUGCAGCCCGCCUUUUGCCUCAAGGUGGUUCGGAGCACGGACGGAGCCAGCAAGUUCUACAACGUGGGCCACCUCAGUAUCCAGCGGGCAGCUGUCUGGGUGUUGGACCGUUAUUACAGCGACUUCUCUGUCUACAACCCUGCCCUGCUCAACCUGCCCAAGUCCAUCCUGUCCAAGAAGAUGACCGGCUUCAAGGUUUACUCCCUGGACGAAAGCACCACCAAUAACUCAACGGGCCAGUCCCGGGCCAUGAUAGCAGCUGCCGCCCGCCGGAGAGACAACUCCCACAACGAGUUCUACUACGAGGAGGCCGAGAUGGACCGCAGGGUCCGCAAACGCAAGGCCAGGUUGGUCGUGGCGGUGGAAGAGGCCUUCACACACAUCAAGCGUCUCCAGGAAGACGAGGUCGCCUCGUCCCCCAAACACCCGAGGGAGGUGAUGGAUCCUCGGGAGGCGGCUCAAGCCAUCUUCGCCCCGAUGGCGCGAGCCAUGCAGAAAUACCUGAGAACCACGCGACAGCAGGCCUUCCACAGCAUGGAGAGCAUCCUCACACACCUGCAGUUCUGCAUCACACACAACAUGACGCCCAGGGCGUUCCUGGAGCGGUACCUCUCCCCGGGCCCCACCAUGCAGUACCAGCAGCAGAACGGCAGGGGGCGCCAGUGGACCUUAGUGAGCGAGGAGCCGGUGACCUCGGCCCUGCGCCAGGGUCUGGUCUUCUCUCUGCGACGACUGGACUUUUCCCUGGUCGUCACGGUGACUCCGCUCCCCUUCUUGCGGCUCGGGGAGGAGUUCAUCGAUCCAAAGAGCCACAAGUUCGUCAUGAGGCUGCAGUCUGAGACCUCUGUGUGAAGGCACCCCCCCAACCACGCUGUCCUCUCUAGGUGCUUGCUCCUGCUGGAUGUGGACGGGACAUGUGGGAGGCCAUGUGACCCGCUCCCCCGUCCAAUCAUCCUCCUCCUGUUCCAUGAUCAUCACAGAUGCUCUGAUAUCAAACUGGGAUCAGCUCAACGAUUGUUCAAACCUGGAAUCAAACGGAUGCCUUGACCUUUUCUUUCUUUUCCUGUGCUGUAAAAUCUUUGUCUUUGUAGAAAGAGGGGGGACUUUUUCUCUUUUUGCUCCCUCUGUUGCUGUAACCACUGGACUGCUGACACAACACAUGAACGCCAGAUGAGGGGGAUUACAUCAUAUGUCACUUCCUCUUUCUUAUUAAACACAGACUACCUGGAGCUCAGCUCUGACAGCAGCGCUGGUGUACCACUGCCCUUUGGUUUCCUCUAAGUGGAUUUUUUUGUUUCAAAUGACGUUGACUGUUUUUUAUAUCAAAAGGUGUGACUUUCUAUUUUGAUUUUUUACUCACAGAAUGUAGCAUUAUGUGCUUUGAAUUAACACGUGGCUUUUCAGUGGCCUAAAGGCCAAAAGUUCUUCUAUAUCAGACUGUAAAGAAAAAUGGAAGUACAUUCCUAAACUACUCAAGUUCUACUCAACAAUUCAUGAUUGUCUAAAUAAGCAGGUUUUGUUUUAUUCUACACUGGCAUGUUGACUAGUCGUUAUACAGUUAAAGCGAGACUGAAGACUAACACAAGGACCCCAUGUUAUAAUUCUGCAAUCUGUAUAUGCUUAUUUUACCUGGAUAAGGAUGUUAAAGCAUAAGCCUUGAGUAUAAUUCUGAAUUUUCUUUAUUGUCAACAAAUCCCAUUAAAAUCCCAGAAAUCCAGCAGUGUGUUAGAAUGUGUUUUGAUACUUCCUGACUUCCCUACCCUGUCUGGAAGUCUGAAGUCCAUUCUUAAAAAAAAAAAGCAUACAAUUUAAUUAAAAAAAGACUCAAUAAUUUCCCUAAACAGCUGGGCACGAACACAAAUAAAACAAGGAAAUGAUGCAUGUCCAGGGCACUAUUUUAAUAAGAUGACUAAUUUUUGCUGUUGAGUAUUUGUAUCUCCAGGAAGUGUAUAUGAGAUUAACUCAAAUUAACCACAGUGGCCAUGUUCCUGUAAUGAAGCAACAUGUUGCCCAGUGCAGCGCUGUGGCUCACUGAUGCGUUCUUUAUGGUUUUACUGUAUCUCAGGCUUUGGCUACACAGGCUAUACUUAGGAGGUUAAGAGGAACAAUUCAUUGUUUUUUUUGUCUUUUAAUGGGAUUCAUUGAGAAUGAGAAAAGUAAAGAUUAUCUCCAGACUUAUCUUUUAAUGCAUAGUGUAAAUGCCGAACUAAAAACAUCUGGAGCUGGUCUGCAGUUCAUUGGGAUUCGAUGUCAGCCAGGUGUGCAUGCAAUAUGUUUUAUCAGAUUAAAAAAGGAGGAAAAAAAAUGACUCAUCAAGUUGAAAAGUCAGGGUGCAGGGUAUGUGUCCCCCAUGCAAUAUUUAGAUAAGGUAGAUUUGCUAAACCUACGCCCUUGGGUCAGGUUCUAUUUUAACAAUGUACACAUUAAGGAAGUCAGUUCAGGAAGCUGUAGUUAAACUACGAACCAACAUCUGCUUUUUUUUAAAUUUAUUUUUAAAUGAAUUUAAAAAAGAAUUGGAAUUUCAACAAGAAUCCGAAACCAGACGUGUGAUUGUAACUCCCCUCUGCAGCAGCAGCAUUAGCAUCACCACUUCGCCUUGUGCCACAAGCUGAAACAAGCACAGUGAAAACGCUGCCUCCAUCCCACAGCCUUACUCUCCACAUGUGGAGGACCAGCGAUGGGGCACAUCUGUCCUCACUGAAUCCUCCUCCAGGUCCUGAAACUGGAAAGCCGAAACUUGCCUGAUGUAGACGCUUGAGCCGAUAUAUUGCAUCUACCUACAGUUUGACUGACAGUUUGCUUUUCUUUCUGGUGAAAAUAUGGUUUUAAAAGCCAUUUUACAUUUCUAAAAAAAAAAGAUACCAAAUACCCGGGCCAUUACGUAUGGCAUUUCAUCAGAGUGGUUCAAAAGGCUCAUGUUUCUAUUAAAAAAACAAGCAUGCUAGAGUCAUUUCGGGCUCCAAAACCUUUUUAUAAUAACUUGUUUCCUCUCAUUUUGAAAGGUGCCUAAGUUAUGACGAUGCAAUUUUCCAAAUGUUUUCACAUUCUUAAAACAAGUGGCUUGUA
This is a messenger RNA of Etheostoma cragini (Arkansas darter), 4628 nucleotides long. RefSeq names its product vang-like protein 2. Gene Ontology annotation, cellular component: plasma membrane. The transcript has 8 exons. The record is from RefSeq and is a predicted model, not a curated record. Bases 840 to 2414 code for a protein of 524 amino acids. NCBI's taxonomy places the organism in Eukaryota, Metazoa, Chordata, Actinopteri, Perciformes, Percidae. Gene Ontology annotation, biological process: establishment of planar polarity; multicellular organism development; Wnt signaling pathway, planar cell polarity pathway.